GUCCGCGCGGAGGAGAAGCCUCGGAGGAAACGGACCAUAUACGGACCGCCGUGACGAAGGACGCAGAGAGGGAAGCGUUCAAAUCAGAGUGGAGGAGAGGCUACGAGCAGCUUCAGUGCAAAGAUCAGGACGCGGUUUUCCAAAAUGUCCUCUUCAAUGGAAGAAGAUGAGGAAGCGGACGAGGAGGUCCAGUUUGUAUCAGAAGCCUCCCACAGACCAGUGCUGGAUUUUAUUGAUAUACCGAGUGACAGCGACGAAGACAGGGGUUUGAGUGAAGUGAUUGAAGAUAAGAUUGAGCGACAGAAAGCCCAGGUCAAUUCCACGCUGGACCGGCUCAUGCGGCGAGUGGCGGCCGAGAAGCGGGAGAGAGCAGACAAAUGUAAAGCCUUUAAGGAGAAGCAGAUGUCACAAAGGGCUCACGGGCGUCACGAGCUGGCGUGUGCCGCCACCGAGAGAACCGACUACGACGCAAAGCGCUGUGUGGACAUGUGGUUGAAGAUGCCAGGUGUUCGACCCGGUGUGGUGAACGGCGGAAGGGGAAUGGGAAGGCCCCAGCGAGGCUCUUUCCCCAGCGGGAGCACCUCCAAGCACACCUGUCCAGUGGUCAACUGUGGGAAGGUGUUCGACAACAUUCCCCUCAUUGAAGGUCAUUUGAAAAGGUUCGACCACUCCCCGUGCGACCCCUCCAUCCACCUCAAAGGGAGCCCCUCCAAUGUCUUUGCGUGCGUCGUCUGCACCCGCCGCUUUGACACCCAUGGGGCGUGGAUGCUCCACCUCCAGUCCAAGGUGUCGUCAUCGGACCCCGGGGGCCACGAUAUGUCCCAGACCUGCCAGACCAUCGUGUGUUUCGCCUGCCCCGCCUGCUACCUGCUGUUCAGCCUCCGGGACGAGUGUCUCCAGCACAUGGCCGCCAAAAAACAUUACACGCACGCCCUCGGCAUGAUCAAGGAUUCGAAGGCGAGAGCAUUGCCGGUUCCCAUCCCUUCGUCUGCUAAAAGCCGCCUCAUCGAUUUGUGCAGCGGCGUGGAUUUCAACGUGCGGUGCAGCGAAUGCCGCAAAGUGCUGACCUCGCAUCAGGAAGCUCAAGCGCAUUUCAACGUGUGCUGCAGACAGGGCCGGGCCGUCUCCGAGGCGGAGAAGACGGUGGUGCAGAUGAUGAGGCGCCUGCUGCCGCGGGGCCAGUGCUCCCCCUGCUGCGAGCUCUUCCUCAGCCAGGAGGCGCUGGAGAGCCACAGGGAGGCCACCCGGCACGCCGUGGAGGUCAACCCGACGGCGGAGAUGGCCGUCCUCCAGUUCUGCCGCUUCAGCGAGAUCCAGCGCGCCCGCCGGGCCAAGGAGCGCGGGGGGCCGUCGGCGACGCCGCCGCAGCGGAAGAGGGCCGACGUCGGAGGGCACUCGGCCCCGGCCAAGAGGCAGCGGCUGGACUCGGCGGCGGACGGAGACGCGGGCGCCGCCACCACGCUGGCGUGGGUCUGCGAGUGCGGCCUGCACUUCUCCCAAGAGGCCGCGGCCAAGACGCACCUGAUGGCCGCCAACGAGGUCUUCCACCUGUGCGGCGUGUGCGGCAAGCGCAUGGGCGACCUGUCCAUCACGCGGCUGCACAUGUGCCGCUUCCACGGGGGCGCGCACCUCGCCAACUUCCUGUACCACUGCCGGCGCUGCAAGGUGGACAUGCCCCGCUACGAGGAUAUCCUCUCGCACGUGGCCGACGCCCACGGCGGCCAUGGCUACUUCGUCGAGCGGGAAGUGCCCCUGGAGCGGGUGGUCCCCGACGCCAAGCCGUCGACCAGCGGCACCGGCGGUCGCUCCGAGGCUCCGGCGGCCCCGCACCCAGAGCCGGCGCCGUGCCCCACGUGGAUGUGCCGGAUGUGCGAGGAGACGUUCGGCACGGAGGCGGAGGUGGGCCGGCACUGCGGCGACGUGGCCAACCACAGCUUCCAGAGGUUCGUGUGCGGCCACUGCCCCCAGAAGUUCUUCAAGGAGUCGACGGUGCGCCGACACUGCCGCGGCGAGCACGGCGGCGAGCCGGUGGCCGUGGCGUACUUCUGCGGCCUCUGCGACAGCAUGCGGUUUGAGCGGGAGGAGGAGUUCACGGAGCACUACGAGAGGCUCCACAGCAAGGACUACUACCGCGUGGACGACCACGGGGGCGGCGGGAGCGCGGCGGGCGGCGCCAGGUCCGGCGAGCACGGGGGCGGCGGCGGCGGCGACGAUGCGCCGGGUCCCUGUCCCUGCAUGGGCUCGGAGAAGGGCGACGACGAGAGGAAGGCGUUGUUCACGCGGUGCGUGAAGAAGCUGUCCGCCGAGGGACGGUGCCGAUACGUCUGCGCCCCGUGCGCCGUCACGGUGGCGUCCUUCGCGCGGAUCAAGACUCACGUCGCCACCACGCACCCCGGCCUGAACCUGGCCAAGACCUUCGACGUCGUGUGCAGCGCUUGCCUGGAGACGUUUGAGAGCGUGCCGACUUUCCACGAACACUUCCACUCGGAGCAUUGUCUCCUGGCCCCCUGCCGCGGCCGCGGGCGCAGCGAAGCCUCCACCCCCGACAGCAUACCGGACGCCCUGGAGGUCAACCCCGAUCUCAAAGGUGCUGGCGAUGUCAUCUUGGCUAAGGUCCUGCGCAUGGACGAAGGCGCCAAAGACGGGGCUGCCCAGGAAGGUGACUCGGAUGAAGAAUUGAUCCAUGCCUUGGCUUUAAGUGAGGCAGAAGCAAAACCGUCAACAGGUGAGGCAGACGUGGAUUUGGAACAAGCGUUGGCGAUAAGCGUGUCACAAACAAGAGCGUCACCAGACUUGGAAGAAGCGCUGCAGAGGAGUCUUUUGGAAUUCUAACGAGGAAGACUUCUUUAAUAUUGUCAAUCACGUGUAUGGUCAUAACAUUAUAUUUCAGUUGAAAGUCUAAUAAACUGCUCUAAAAUAAAGCUGAUAUUUCUGUGCCUUUUUUUUUUCUUUUGUAUUUGCAUAGCGAAGCGGUUUCAUUUGCCAACCCCUUCUGGUUCCUUGAUUUAAAGAACGACAGCUUAUUCAUUAACAUUUAUUUGGUUACACAAGGAAAAUCAGUAGAGUCAGGUAGUUCAGUUUUCUUUGCAAUUGCAUGGGAAACUAACCAGCUUAAAUUAUUUGCCAGAUGUCCAUGCAGGCUUCCAGUAGUUUUAUAGCACAAUGUCUUUUAUGUAUUUAUGACCCCUUUAUGUCUUUAAACUGACAAAAAUGUGCUUGAGGUUAUCCAAGUAUUUCACUUGGAACAAGUUAUACCGCUUGAAUCCCUUGUACUACAUGUUUCCCCUCUUCGUGUGUAAUAUGAAACGUUUCCUUUUAUACCGAUGUUCUAAAUGCAAUAGAUCACUAUGAAGCACAUUUGGGGCGCCCACACACACACACACACACACACACACACACACACACACACACACACACACACACACACUGCGCUAGUGGCACCUGUUGCAGGUCCAUUCACUUGAGCACAUGCAUUGCCCCACGUUGGCGGUGAAAACCCAUCU
Gadus chalcogrammus (walleye pollock) is the source of this 3503-nucleotide messenger RNA. It is a transcript of the gene znf451, whose product is annotated as zinc finger protein 451. The coding region runs from base 145 to 2832 and encodes 895 amino acids. The transcript is spliced from 14 exons. The record is from RefSeq and is a predicted model, not a curated record. Lineage: Eukaryota; Metazoa; Chordata; Actinopteri; Gadiformes; Gadidae.